AUGGAAGCUGUAGUGAUCUACUGCCGAGCACUGAAUGCACAAGGUCAAGACUUGGAGAAUCCACUGGAGCUUAGAGUCAGAGUGAUGGACAUAAACGACAACCCUCCUGUGUUUUCAAUGACUACAUUUCUAGGACAAAUAGAAGAAAAUUCUAAUGCAAACACACUGGUAAUGAAACUCAAUGCUACCGAUGCUGAUGAGCCAAAUAACUUGAACUCAAUGAUAGCCUUCAAGAUCAUAAGACAGGAGCCUUCUGACUCACCAAUGUUCAUCAUCAACAGGAAAACUGGAGAAAUCAGAACAAUGAAUAACUUUCUAGACAGAGAGCAAUAUAGCCAGUAUUCCCUUGUGGUGAGAGGCUCAGACCGUGAUGGUGGAGAAGAUGGCUUGUAUGCAGAGAGCGAGUGCAGCAUCANCAUCCUNGAUGUCAAUGACAACAUCCCAUACUUGGAGCAGUCAUCUUAUGACAUCUCAAUUGAAGAAAACACACUUCACUCCCAGCUAGUGCAGAUCAGAGUCAUUGAUUUGGAUGAAGAAUUCUCAGACAACUGGAAGGCAAUCAUUUUCUUUAUCUCUGGAAAUGAGGGAAAUUGGUUUGAAAUAGAAAUGAAUGAAAGAACAAAUGUAGGAACUCUGAAGGUUGUCAAGCCCCUAGAUUAUGAAGCCAUGAAGAAUCUACAGCUUAGUAUUGGUGUUCGAAAUGUAGCUGAAUUCCACCAGUCAAUUAUUUCUCAAUACAGACUCACAGCAACUAUGGUCACUGUGACUGUGUUAAAUGUUGUCAAGGGCUGUGUGUUCCAGCCAGGUUCAAAGACAUUUGUAGUAGACAGUAGAAUGGAAGCAAAUCACACAGUGGGAGAGUUUUUAGCUACGGACUGUGAAACAGGUCUAGCUACAAACAAGUUCAAAAAUGUUAGAUACAGAUAUGUAAUGGGAAAUAACCCAGAGAACCUGCUGGCUAUUGACUCAGGCAUAAUAACUUUAAGAAAUAGAGUUACUAUGGAACAAUACCAAAGGCUUAAUAAGAGAUAUGAAGGAACAGUGCUAUCAAUACAUGAUUCCCUUCAGAGGACCUGCACAGGGACAAUCAUCAUGGUACUUUGUGGCUUCUGGACAACUACUGAACAUCCUACAACAUCCACUGAGACUCCAUCCAUUACUCCAAAAGUAAACAAUGUUCACUUCGGUCCUGCAGGCAUCGGGCUGCUCAUCAUGGGGUUCCUAGUCUUAGGAUUGGUUCCAUUCCUGCUGAUCUGCUGUGAUUGUGGAGGGGCCCCUGGUGGUGGAGCUGGAUUUGAACCUGUUCCAGAAUGUUCUGAUGGAGCAAUUCACACGUGGACCGUAGAAGGGCCACAGCCUGAACCCCACAAUGGGAUAACCACCAUCUGUGUGCCACAAAUGCCACCUGGUAAUGCCAAUGUUAUAGAAUAUAUUGACAACUCAGGAGUUUAUACAAAUGAAUAUUGUGGCAGAGAAAUGCAAGAUCUGGGAGGAGGAGAAAGAACCACAGGAUUUGAACUAAUGGAUAGUGUUAAAACAUCAGCUGCACCUGAGAUAUGCCAAGAAUAUUCAGGAACAUUAAGAAGAAAUUCAAUGAGAGAAUGUAGAAAUGGGGGUCUCAACAUGAAUUUCAUGGAAAGUUACUUCUGCCAGAAAGCCUAUGCUUAUGCGGAUGAAGAUGAAGGACAUCCAUCCAAGGACUAUUUGCUCAUCUAUGACAUCGAAGGUGUGGGUUCCCCUGCAGGCUCCAUGAGCUGUUGCAACUUCAUUGGAGAAGAUCUAGAUGAGAGCUUCCUGGAUACCUUGGGGCCCAAGUUUAAGAAGUUGGCAGAUAUCAGCCUGGGAAAAGAAAUAGAAUCAUACCCAGAUCCUGAUCCUUCUUGGCCUCCACAGAACACUGAACAAAUUUGCCCACAGCAUAUGGAGCAACUUGCUAGUGGACACCCAAGCAUAUCCCCACAUUUUGGCACGACCACAGUAAUUUCUGAGAAUGCCUACCCCUCUGGCCCUGGAGUACAGCAUCCUAUGCUAAUUCCUGAUCCUCUGGGCUAUGGUAAUGUCACUGUGAGGGAGUCCUAUACCACCUCUGGCACUCUGAAACCCUCUGUCCACUUUCAUGAUAACCAGCAGGCUUCAAAUGUGAUGGUGAUAGAGAGGGUGGUGGGCCCUGUCCCUGAUGCUGAUUUGCAUGGCAUGUUAGAGAUACCUGACUUAAGAGGUGGAGCAAAUGUUAUAGUGACAGAAAGGGUAAUAGCACCAGGCUCAAGUCUACCCACUUCUCUANCCAUUCCUAACCCUCGAGAGACCUCGAAUGUAGUUGUGACAGAAAGAGUGAUCCGACCAACCUCGGGCAUGAUAGGCAACCUGAGCAUGCCCCCUGAGUUAUCAAGUGCCCACAACGUGACUGUGACAGAGAGAGUGGUUUCCGGUGCUGGUAUGAGUGGAAUUGCUGGCACUGCUGGGUUAGGUGGGGUUGGAGGUGUAGGCAGCAGUGGCAUUGUUAGCACCACCAUGGGUGCUGGUGGCAUGGGUCUGAGUGGAGCUGGAGUAGGUGAUGGUGGCACUGGGCUGAGCAUGGGAGGGACAGCCACUAUUGGCCACAUGAGGAGUUCCUCUGACCAUCACUUUAGUCAGACAGUUGGGUCUGCCUCCCCCAGCAUGGCUCGAAGUCGAAUCACAAAGUACAGUACGGUACAAUAUAGCAAGUAG
This is a messenger RNA of Mus caroli (Ryukyu mouse), 2709 nucleotides long. The record is from RefSeq and is a predicted model, not a curated record. NCBI's taxonomy places the organism in Eukaryota, Metazoa, Chordata, Mammalia, Rodentia, Muridae.